AUGGACCGUUACAUUGCGGUCCUUGAGCAGCAGCUGAAGGCCUUCACCUACAGCGCCAGGGGGGGGUUGGCGGCAAUCUACUUCGCGCCUGCUGCCGCCCAAAUCCUCCUCGCCGUCGACCACCUCCACAAGCAAGAAAUCUGCCACAAGUACACAGAAUGACUGAUGCGAUGAAGACGUGUUUGCGCAUAGUUAUGGUCUGUCUGUUGUCUCUGUUCGGUGUCCUGUAUGUCAGCGACAUCAAGCCGCUGAACUUCUUUAUUGGAGACGACGAGCGGCUUGUGUUGGCGGAUUUCGGGUGUGCUAUGGAGGCCGGCGACUGUUUCUUUAGGGGUCUGAGGGGAGGGUAAGCCGUGUCCACUUGAUGGAUUUAUCUUUCUGUUCAUAUGUGUCCUUUUGUGCCUUCUGCAGGGGUGGGACACUGGCAUAUUCGGCCCCUGAGAGCCUGCGGCCAGUCUACAAUUACGGCCUACAGGCCGACAUGUGGAGCGUCGGUUAGCCCACUCACUCAGACACAAACAAACGCUCGGCCGUUUGUAUACCUGUGAUUGUCUUGUCUGAAUGCAGGGGCGACAUUACUCCAGAUGGCAACCAAGCGGCUGCCCUUUUCUGGUCAGUGAGAUGCGCAGAGCGCCUCUCACUUGGAUAUUUGUCAUGCGCCUGCUUGUGUGGUGGUUGUCAUUUCGUGCAGGGGCAAACGAGGAGGAGCUCAAGGAGAACGUCUCGAGCUUCAACCUGGACUGGUGGGCCAUGAGAGUGCUGGAGUCGAUGUGUGCGCCGGAGCUUCAGGACUUGAUCACGAAACUACUCGUCAAGGGUAAGUGCAUAAGACCGAACUCACUUUGUGUGUCUCCAUCUCUUUCUUGCUGUAUGUCUGUCUUUCUUGGCUCUGUGGACCUCUUUUGUCUGCACAUGCAGAGCCCGAGCAGCGGCUGACGGCGGCACAAGCCCUCCAGCACCCGUUCGUCGCCGACGUCCUCAGGGCCAUCCCCUGGGCCCACCAACGUCCGGACAAGCCUUCUCAACGGGUGACUGAGAGAAUUGAUUGAUGCGGGUCUCUGUCUGCAUUGAACGAUCUGCUGUCUGUUUGUUUGUAUGUUUAUCUGCCUUAAGCCAAAGGAGAGGGGGGAGUGGGUCAAGUACCCCGGCAAGGCCGCCAUCCCGCCCCUCGACGACCUGCGAAGACGGGAGCAGAGCACCUGGCGGCGGAACUGGGCGGGCGGCAGCAUCAGAGAUGCAGCCCCUCGGGUCGACACCGGCCUCCACGACAGACAGCCCCCUCGCCGCAAGACCGCCCCACGAGCCGCCUCUUAUUUGCGGAAGCGGGAGUUGAUCAGAAGAGGUCAUGGUGGGUUGAGACAUGUACACACACGGGUGCACAACAAUUCGCAUGUCUCCAUGUGUUCCAUGUGUGUGUCAGAUGGCUGCCUACAUUUUAUAUUCCAAGGCUCUUACCUUCUCGUCUCAACGUAGGCACCAAGGCAGCCAGCGGAAGAUGGCCUCACUUGCGCAAGAUGUGCGCCAUCCCCACGCACAUCAACGGCACCGACGUCUCUGAGGCCGCCAGCUGCUGCCGCAUUCCUGUGAUACGGAAGCAGGUCAAGGAGGACAAGAGGUGGCGGCUCUAGGACCGGUACGAGAUGGUCGUGCACAACAUCAUGACACACCUGGCCAUCUCACGCCUGGCGCAGCCACCCUCCCCACCUGACCCGCUCACCACCACGGCCGCCGAGCAGCAGCAGCAGCACGCCCACGCCGGCGUCAUGGACGACAACACCGCCGGGUUCUUCAGGGAGCUGGCGGCGAUCAUGGUGCGGCCCGGCGGCCACGGGCAACCCGUUCUUCGCCACACCUACAGUCUGUAACAUUUCGGAGGUAAGCACACGAGCGAUACCGGCAGAGACGCUAAAAUGUGAUGGCCUGUGUGUAUCAGGUGCCCAACGACGCCUCAACUGGGGAAGGGGGACGAUCCGCUGGGAUUCGUGAAAUCCGAAGAGAUUGCUGCCUACAUUUUAUAUUUGUCGGAUGGCUUUGCUUCAAACGCCCCGCUUCACAUCGUUUCUCAUCCCAUCAAUGUGAGCACAAUCAGAGAGAGUGGCAGCCUCAAGAGUCAGGGGGCGGCAUGCUGUCGUCUGUAGACACAGGACCUCCAAGACAGAAGCAGAAUCUCCCAGGUCAGCUGUGGGACGCGCUAUCCACAGCCGUCUUCCGUGUAUGUGUGUAUGUGUCUCCCUUUCUGUCCGUCCGUGUAUGUCUUCAGCCGAUGAUGCGGCACAGGCCUAGUUCCUCUUCACACGCCAUUUCUCGCCUGCGGGAAUGGGCAGCGGCUGGGAAACGACGACACGACCACGGCCAUCGAGGUGUGCGAGGCCGACGAAGUCCUGCCGCCCGACCAUGCGGUGAUAAUGCCCCUGUUCCCCCCCGACCCCCCCACCAGCAACUCGGUGCUGCCGCUGCUCGAUCAGCGCAAGCCGCUGCUGAUGCAGCAGCACAACCUCCACACCGAGGAGGAGUGGGCGGCGUGGCGGGCCGAGAAGGCCAACAAGUCGGGGCUGUACUUCGGCGACACGGGGGACGUGUGCAGGGCGCUGCAGGUAGUGGGGGUGGAGGGAGUGGAGCAAAAGGUGGCGCGAGUGGUGAUGAUUAAGGACAUGUUUGACAAGUUCAUGAUGAUGCGUGAGGUGAGUCACGCACAUUCAUGAGAGGGGAGAUGACAGACUGAGGGAGAUGCGCUCAUCUGUCUUGUCUCUGCGUCGGUGUGUGUGCAGACGAGGGUGCCGGUGGUGGAUAGCGAGUAUCGCAGCGCCCUCUCCAGCGCCACAGCCGAGGAGGACAUCCUGGCGGCCGGGAUGGAGCGGGCCAGGGGCGACAGCAGCGGUGCAACAUUCUUGUGUGGGGACCUCACGCCAUCCAACGCCCUGGUCGCCAUCAGCAGAUACGAGCUGCAGCUCAAGGCCGGGGGCACGGGUCGCUUCGUGCUACCGAGUGUGGUUUUCAUCGACCCCAGCGGCACCUCUCGCGGCACGAUCUCGGCCCUCUCCGGCAAGACCAGCUACGAGACCCUCGAGAACAAGCUGCUGGCCGAGCUGCCGAAGAAGCUGUCUGAGGGCGUCGACUGGGGGGACGUGGCGGGCUCUGGGCUGCUCGAGUACGGCGGCGCUGACGGCGGGGAGGACUUCGAUAGCGGGGGCGUCGAUAGCGGGGAGGACUUCUGGUCGGCCACCAAGUCGGCCAUGGAUGCCCUCCACCCGCCCGGCGUGUACGUCUCGAAGAGCCUGCCCCCUCCCAGGCAUCGACGUCGACAAGACGGCCUACCUCUACGCCAGGUCCUGGUACCCCAAGGACCGGCCCAAGCAGCAGUCGAAGGACCUGCAGCGCAUGAAGAAGCUGGGCAAGGCGACGGAGUACGAGCGCAUCUACAAGGAGGAGCUCCUCAAGGCCAAGUGGCCCGAAACGCUCCUCCUGUGCGCCAAGGGGAUCGACAGCCUGGCUGCCUGCCAUGCCAAGGCUGACGAGAUCCUCGGCACACUGCGCGACCGCCACGUGCAGUCAUCCUUGGUCGACCUGGUGGAGGGGUGGCGGAAGGAGGGCGUGCAGGUGGAGAGACUGGUGGGGAUGGUGAGCGACAAGAUCAUAAGCCUGCUGCAGGCCGCCACAGCCAUCAUCUACACCCACACCAGUGCGAGGGCCGACGAGAGGGGCGAGGAGGUGCGGGCACAGAGGGUCAGCCACCAGCUGCUGGGAGAGCUGCUGCGGGGGUGUGAGGCCGUGCCCUUUAUCCUGCCCCCCUGACCAACCCCCCCUCGCCCCGCACUCUAAGAGCGCCGCACGCCCGUGCGAGGCGGAGACACACAGCCGCUUGCCCGCAAAGAAAGGUAUGGGUAGACCUAAGGCUGCACACGAUGUAUGCAAUUCAGCCAGACACGUACAGAUUCGCAUGUUUCUGUCAUUCCGUGUGUGUGUCAGAUUGCUGCCUACAUUUUAUAUUCCGAGAGUCUCAUAUGCCCAUCUCAACGUGCAGGUGGAGAGCGUGCAGGUGGAGACAGUGGUGAAGAUGGUGAACGAGAGAAAGAUCAGCCUGCUCGCGGCCGCCACAGCCACCAUCUUCGUGCAAACCAGCGUCAGGCCGAAAGAGAGGGGUGAGGGAGGGCGGAUGCCCUUGAUCAGCGACCAGCUGGGGAGCUGCUGCGGGGGUGCGAUGCCGUGCCCUUUAUCCUGCCCCCCUGCCCAACCCCCCCUCGCCCGCACCCAGCAGUCGAGUCUGACGGGGAUGGCCACACUCUCGUCAUCGCCGCCGCCAACACAGCAGCAGCCAUGCCGCAGCAAACAGACAUCAUCUCUGUGCAAGACGAGAUAGGGGUCCCCGAGCAGCAGCCAUCGGAUGGUGAAGAGGGUGAGGACACUCCCAGGGUCAGCGGUGACGCGAUGCCAUGCUCGACGGGGUGGUAUCUCUGAGUGCGUGCCUCUGUGUGUGUCAGAUGGCUGCCUACAUUUUGUAUUCGGAAGCCUCUUUUGUUUGUCGCCACCAUGUCCGCUCGUCUACUGCUGCCUGCAUCUCAUAUGAUUGACAGUAGCAGAUCGGUCGACUGUUAUGGGCUUUCUGCUUGUUUGCGAUGACUUACGUUACGAUCGAGUGCAGAG
Molecule: messenger RNA, 4641 nt
Organism: Vitrella brassicaformis
Lineage: Eukaryota; Vitrellaceae
Source: the annotation of a GenBank genome assembly